AUGUCUACCCCCAGCCGGGACCCUCCGGUCAACUCUCCACCCUCCGCCGGUGUGCCACCGAGAUCCAGUUUUGACACCCAGUCACCCACGGGCAACUCAAGGACCCCUUCCCUGCGCAUCCCCUCCAUGCCCAGUGCAGCCGCACAGCACCGUCAAAGCUUCCAUGAAUUGCGAGGCCUCCCUCCAUCACCUCGUUCCCAAAGACAGCCUUCUCUAUCACAAAUCGCUCUGCAAGACCUCAUUGAUAACCCCCCAAUGAACCACCCAGAUCCAAAGUUCGCCGGCCGAGACUGGCAAACCGUCAAGGUCAAUGAGUUGGCCAAUCCUGAUGACCUCAAGUUUGUAGAUAUUGAUACCGGUGUCGAGGCUGCAACAAAGUUGCUCAUUGAAUCUGGUGCCCCCGUUGUCCUCAUACGUGAAACAGAGGGUUCCCCCGUCAUUGGGACCUUUGACGCCAGAGACCUUAAUGCCUACUUGCUGCUCGUUGUGGGCCUGUCAAAACCCGACGAUGAACAUGCGGAAGAUUUCCUUCAGUUGGCCAGGAGAGCACGAGAAGGGAAACCCAUUCCACUGAGAGAGAUCCAAGAUCUAAGCAAGAAGGAGCCCUUGACAUUCCUUGACGAAAAUGCCGACCUGAUCAAGGCCAUCGAGACUUUCGGAAAAGGCGUACACCGAGCAGUGGUCAGGAACCAAGAGACUGGUAAAGUUACGGGUGUUCUCAGUCAGAGUCGUUUGAUCAGGUUUCUGUGGGAGAACGGUCGCAGCUUUCCCGUGCUUGAGCAACUCUAUACCCAACACCUGCGCGAUCUCAAGAUUGGCUCCAAUGAUGUUAUCUCUAUCAACGGCGACCGGCCUUUGGCAGAAGCCCUGACUCUCCUAUUAAACGAGGGAAUUUCCUCACUCGCUGUGGUAGAUCACAACCACAACGUUGUGGGAAACAUCUCCAAUGUCGACGUCAAGCUUCUCACCAAAUCCUCCUCUCUCCCUCUCCUGCGAAACACCUGCAUUCACUUCAUCACCGUUAUUCUAUCCACUCGGGGCAUGUUUGAAGGGAAAGAUUCCUUUCCUGUCUUCCAUGUCACCCCUCUCUCCACGCUUGCCCAUACAGUUGCCAAACUCGUAGCCACAAAAUCCCAUCGGAUGUGGAUCACCGAACCUAUUUCGCCUGGCUCGUCCGGCCCACCAACUCCCUCUCUUCACUCUGCCACCCUAGUACCAACCUCGAGCCACUCCUCCUUCUCACCCGGAAGUGGUCAACACCAUAUGACUCCGCCUCUUGCCGCUUCGGCACCCCCUGCCCCCGACCCAUUCGCGGCGACGAUUGCCGAUAAUUCGCCUAAAACACCUUUCAUCACACCGACAGGCCCCUCGGUAUCUGCAUCUGCUUUACCUGGCGCGCGGAUAUCCGGUCGUCUUGUCGGUGUUGUGAGUCUGACGGAUAUUCUGAUCCUCUUUGCCCGCGCUGGUGGUCUCAAUGUUGCAGAUCCCAUCGAUAUCCGCAAUCGACGAAGGCGAAGUAGCUCCAGUAGCGUGCGCAAGAGUUUAGACCUGGGUCAAAGACCACAGGGCAACUCACUGAGACCAAGCGGAGAAUUGGCACGAAAGAGUAGUCAUGCAGGGAGUCUCAACGGCUAG
Molecule: messenger RNA, 1635 nt
Organism: Exophiala aquamarina CBS 119918
Lineage: Eukaryota; Fungi; Ascomycota; Eurotiomycetes; Chaetothyriales; Herpotrichiellaceae
Exons: 3
Coding region: 1-1635 (544 amino acids)
Biological process (GO): cellular response to glucose starvation; regulation of mitotic metaphase/anaphase transition
Molecular function (GO): protein serine/threonine phosphatase inhibitor activity
Source: RefSeq, a predicted model, not a curated record